Messenger RNA from Rhinocladiella mackenziei CBS 650.93, 1092 nucleotides. RefSeq lists its product as uncharacterized. The record is from RefSeq and is a predicted model, not a curated record. NCBI's taxonomy places the organism in Eukaryota, Fungi, Ascomycota, Eurotiomycetes, Chaetothyriales, Herpotrichiellaceae. Gene Ontology annotation, molecular function: 2-oxoglutarate-dependent dioxygenase activity. Gene Ontology annotation, cellular component: cytoplasm. Bases 1 to 1092 code for a protein of 363 amino acids. The transcript is spliced from 3 exons.
AUGGCGCCGAGUGCAACAUUGCCGAUUGAAUCGAACCCCGCACCAGAUGGAUUCACCACGAAGAGCAGGAACAAAGGCCCGUUGACGAAAACUGGUGCUCUGGAUUCUACAUUCGCGUUUGGUGAGGUUACUCCAGCGAUUGGAAGAGAGUAUCCUACUGCCAAUAUAGUCAGUGAUUUCCUGGACGCUCCCAACGCAGAUGAACUGCUCCUCGAUCUUGCCAUCACCAUUAGCCAACGAGGCGUCGUUUUCUUCCGCAAGCAGGACAACCUGACCAACGAGCUUCAAAAAACGUUCAUCCAGCGUCUAGGCGAAUUGAGCGGCAAGCCUCCGACAUCGACGCUUCACAUCCACCCGGUGUUGAACGACACGAGCGAAUUUGGCGUCGGGGACAACGAGGUCAGCACUAUUUCCUCGUUGCAGCGGAAAAAGCUCUUCGGUCCCGAGGCGAAGAACAAGCGUCGAUACGACUCAGCCAAAUGGCACAGCGACAUCCAGUUCGAGACAUGCCCGGCCGACUACACGAGUCUGCGUCUAACUCAGUUGCCGACGACUGGAGGCGAUACGCUGUGGGCGUCGGGGUACGACAUCUACGACCGCUUCAGCAAACCGUAUCAGAAAUUCUUCGAAGGAUUGACAGCUACCUUCAUCGGGGACGGUUUUAUCCAGGCGGCCGAGGCCGGUAAAACCAUACUUUACGAGGGUCCCAGAGGGUCGCCCGAGAACGUGGGCGGGCAUUUGUCCGUCGUCCAUCCUGUCGUGAGAACUAAUCCGGUCACCGGCUGGAAGAGCAUCUAUGCCAUUGGAUCGUUCCCCAAGCUCAUUAAUGAACUGGAACCGGAAGAGAGUGAUGACCUGCUCAAGAAGCUGCAUGAAACUAUUCUUGCGAAUCAUGAUUUGCAGGUUCGCUUUAAAUGGAAGAAUCCUAAUGAUAUUGCUAUCUGGGACAAUCGCAGCGUCUUCCAUUGCGCCACUUUUGACUAUGAAGGACUAGGCGAGCGAUUUGGUAAUCGCGUUGUGGGCAUUGGUGAGAGACCGUAUUUCGAUCCAAGCAGCAAGUCCAAAGCUGAGGAACUUGCACUUGCUGCAUAG